Messenger RNA from Magnolia sinica, 1500 nucleotides. Its product is annotated as serine/arginine-rich splicing factor SR45a-like. Gene Ontology annotation, cellular component: spliceosomal complex. Gene Ontology annotation, biological process: positive regulation of mRNA splicing, via spliceosome. Bases 130 to 1224 code for a protein of 364 amino acids. Gene Ontology annotation, molecular function: RNA binding. The record is from RefSeq and is a predicted model, not a curated record. Lineage: Eukaryota; Viridiplantae; Streptophyta; Magnoliopsida; Magnoliales; Magnoliaceae. The transcript is spliced from 7 exons.
UUAAGAGCUCUUCGCGUCCGCAUCUCCAGAAGCUUCUCGCUUCCCCUCGUUAUAUAAGGAUUAUAAGCCCCCCCACAUCUCCUUGUUUUAUCAUUUUCUGCAGAAAGAGAGGUUCUUCCUUUCAUAGCUAUGAUGUCGUCGUCCAGAAGAUCAAGGUAUUCAUCUCGCUCCCCUUCUCCAUACCGGAGAAGAUGUGCCUCUAGUUCGUUAUCUAGGUCAAGGUCAAUGUCAAGGUCAAUGUCAAGGAGCCGCUCAAGGAGCCGUGAUUCUAGUGAUGUUGGAAAUCUCGGGAACAAUUUGUACGUCACGGGUCUUUCGCCUCGGGUUACGAAGAGAGAACUUGAAAAGCAUUUUUCAAGCAAAGGGGGAACGGUGAUUGACAUCCACCUUGUGAUUGACCCAUGGACAAGGGAGUCCCGUGGUUUUGGGUUCGUGACGAUGGCCUCUGUUGAGGAAGCUGAUCGUUGCAUCAAGUACAUGAAUCGAUCGGUACUUGAAGGCCGAGUCAUCACAGUGGAGAAGGCAAGAAGGCGACGGGGACGGACACCGACCCCAGGCAGGUACCUUGGUGUGAAAUCUACCCAUGUGCGACGUCGCUCUCCAAGCUACUCUCCCUAUCGCAGGGGCCAUUACAGUUCUCCCCGUUACUCAUCUGAGAGGGACCGGGACCGGUCCUACUCCCCCUAUCACAGCCGGCACAGGUCACCCUACCCUUCUGAGAGGGACUGGUCCAAUUCUCCCUACUACAGACGGCGCCGUUCCCAUUCACGUUACAGCCGGUCCCCAAUCAGCAGGCGGGACAGGUCCUACUCUCCCCACUACAGCCGGCAUGCGCCUCGAUCCCGUUACAGCCAGUCUCCGAUCGGCAGGCGGGGCCGAUCAUACUCUCUAUAUUACUCCGGACACAGAUCCAGAUCCAAAUCCAGAUCAUACUCCUCCCAUGAUCGCUCUGUCUCACCUUACUACCGGAGGGGAUACCGCUCGAUAUCACGCAGCCCUUCUCCCAUGGUUAGAAGAAGCUCGAGGAGGAGCUUAUCUCGCAGUGCCACACCCAGGCCUAGGGGCUUCUCUCAAAGUGUCUCACCCAAGCCAAGGAAGAGCCAUGCAAGAAGCCCUUUUCGCAGCCUCUCCCCGAGGCGGAGGAGCCAUCGUAGCUACAGUGGAAGCAGUGGCAUGAGCUCACUCUCAAGAUCUCCAUCCAGGUCUCCCUCCCCGUCCAAGUGAAGGGGGAGCCUGAGAUGGCCCGGAUAAAUUAUGGGCUGGUGUUUUUUCUGGAUUCCAUGGCAUUUGGGUUCUCUCAGACUUUUCUACAUAUGAUUGUUAUCUGGAUAUGAUGAUAGAUAUCACGCUGCACUCCUGUUGAUUGUAAAUUCACAUCUCACCAACUCUCUGUGUAUUGGGUAUUUACUUGUUAUGAUUCUUCCUGCUGAGGAUGGAUCUGAAGUGUUCGAUCCUGUUUAAUUUGCAUGGUGAUGAUGAGUACGCCCUGCUUUGGCUUCA